Molecule: messenger RNA, 2742 nt
Organism: Cornus florida
Lineage: Eukaryota; Viridiplantae; Streptophyta; Magnoliopsida; Cornales; Cornaceae
Product: probable serine/threonine-protein kinase WNK4
Exons: 7
Coding region: 687-2588 (633 amino acids)
Biological process (GO): protein phosphorylation; intracellular signal transduction
Cellular component (GO): cytoplasm
Molecular function (GO): ATP binding; protein serine/threonine kinase activity
Source: RefSeq, a predicted model, not a curated record
GUCGGAGCUCCACAGGCGCUCCCACUUCCAACAAUUUCAUUCACUUUCUCUCUCUACCAAUUUGCAUUCUCUCUCAAACUUUUUGAUUCAAAUUCUUUACAUUUUCUCUCUCUAAACACUCUCUCUCCAACAUCUGUAUCAUCAACCACAAAUGGAACCAGCAAAGCGUAGCCGGAGAUUCUUCAAGUUCAGGUCCCUACCACUGUCUCAAUCCUUGUUCUAAAAUCUUUUUUUUUUUUUUUUCCUUCUAAAUUCCCGAUAUUAUCCCUAUAUUUUCCAAAACCCUCGACGAAUUUAAUUUUCCCAGGAAAGUCCAAUUUUCGAGAAAAAGAUAUCAACCUCUUAUAGGACCAACACGCCACUCUCAUUUUUCUGCUGUCAAAUCCAACCCCACAUUACUUUUACAUCAAAUGUUUGCCAAAAACUACGUCUUCUCACGCGCUGUUGUGGAGAUGGCUUGGAUUAUGCUAAGGAUUGACUACUCAAGACUCUUUUGGCUCCUCUUCGGCGUCUUCUCUUAUGAAAAUCACGAAGGAAAGCCUCGGAUUUAGAACCUAGUCUCUUUCUUUCAAAAUUCUAGAUAAAUACCUAAACUCUAUUUAUAAGUCAUAAUCUUUUUUGAUUGAUCAACUCAGCUCAGAUUUUCGGGUCACAAUUAACGUUUUUAGUAGCUCAAAUACUCGAACAUGUACAAGGGACGGGUAACCGAGCACACCAAUGAAGCACAGUCCGAUCAUGGAUAUGCUGAAACUGAUCCUUCUGGUCGCUAUGCUCGUUUUGACGAAGUUCUUGGGAAAGGUGCAAUGAAAACGGUAUACAGGGCGAUUGACGAGGUUCUUGGAAUGGAAGUGGCAUGGAGCCAGGUUAAACUCAAUGACUUGCUCAGGUCAGCGGAGGAUUUACAGCGGCUGUACUCGGAGGUUCACCUCCUCAGCACCCUCAAUCAUGGCUCGAUCAUCAAAUUCUACACGUCUUGGAUCGAUGUUGAUCGAAGAACGUUCAAUUUCAUCACCGAGAUGUUCACCUCUGGCACCCUCAGAGAAUACAGGAAGAAAUAUAAGCGAGUGGACAUUCGAGCCAUUAAGGUUUGGGCCCGCCAGAUCCUAGCUGGCCUUAUUUAUCUGCAUGACCAUGAUCCCCCAGUUAUCCAUAGAGACCUCAAGUGUGACAACAUCUUUGUCAACGGUCAUCUUGGACAAGUGAAGAUUGGUGAUCUAGGCCUUGCAGCAAUUCUUCGCGGUUCCCGAACAGCGCACAGUGUUAUUGGCACACCAGAGUUCAUGGCGCCAGAACUAUACGAGGAAAGUUACAAUGAACUGGUGGAUGUCUACUCAUUUGGGAUGUGUGUUCUAGAGAUGCUUACUUCGGACUACCCCUACAGCGAAUGCACCAACCCAGCACAAAUUUACAAGAAAGUGACAUUGGGAAAGCUACCAAGAGCAUUCUACAAAAUUCAGGACUUAGAUGCACAGCGAUUCAUAGGACAAUGCUUAGCAACUGCUUCAAAAAGAUUAUCAGCAAAAGAACUAUUGCUUGACCCUUUUCUUGCAUGUGGCGAAGACGAACUGUUGUAUGUAACAAAGCUUGAAAGUCCGAAGCCAUUUCUGAAUGAUAACUUGGGGCUUGAGGAACUGCAAUUGAGUGAAGAUCCACCCCGGACCAACAUGACCAUAACAGGGAAGUUGAAUCCUGAAGAUGACACCAUCUUUCUUAAAGUGCAGAUUGCUGAUAAAAAAGGUUCUGUUAGACAUGUAUACUUUCCAUUUGACAUUUUAAAUGACACUUCAACGGAUGUUGCAACUGAAAUGGUGAAGGAGUUGGAGAUCAUUGAUUGGGAACCAUUUGAAAUAGCUGAUAUGAUUGAUGGAGAACUAUCUGCUUUGGUACCGGAUUGGAAGAAAUGGGCCCAGCCUCAAUCAGAUGGUCACUGCAAUAUACUUAAUUACCAAGAGAAUGACGACGGGCACCACCAUCCUUUCUACUCUUACUCUUCUUGUUCAUCGUCCCAAGUGUCGCACUCAGGCUUGAUCACUUCUCAUGGGGCUGAUGGAAGGACUCGCAGUUGUGAUUGGCUCCAAGAUGACUUGUUUGAUGAUACAAGCUCUGAAAGCUCUUUGCAGUCUGGAAAAUAUUCCAACAUGAAUUACUAUUCUGGCGAGGAACACGGUUUGAUUACGAGCCCUGCAAGGAAAAAUCAGCAUCCUACCGUAAACGCCCACAACGCUACUCGGUUCUGUGCUGAGGAAAAUUGUAGCACCAGGGUGGCUAGAAAUUGUUACAAGCAAAGCAAGGUUUUAUUAGAUUCACAAAGACCUUCUACUUCUAAAGAGAAUUGGAUGAUGGAUAGCUAUAGAUUGACAAGGAACCGGUCCUUGGUGGAUAUGCGUAGCCAGUUGCUGCACCGGUCAUUGGUGGAAGAGUUGAAUAAGAGACGGUUGUUCAAGACUGUUGGGGCCGUGGAAAAUAUCGGGUUUCAGACACCUUGUGAUGUCUCCAGCAAGGCAUCACGGUUAGUUGGAGGUGCCUAUUCUGUGAGAACUAGAGGUGAUGGCGGUACGAGGCAAGGGCAUAGAGGAAAAAGAGUUUAGUUCUCAGCUCUCAUGAAACUGAAAGGAUGGAUACUUCUUCGAAGAUAUACUAAUAAAGGUGGUAAAUAUACAUGUGCGUGUCUUAUGCGUGAGACUAAAUAUGCUUGUACAGAACUCUUGGUUUGUUAAUGUGAGAGAUGAUGUUUCCCCUUUA